AUGGAUACUUACUGUGUUUACUUCAAAGAAACGACGCCUGAUAACUAUCGCUUCCUGGAUUUUUACCAAUACCGCAGUAAACAAGAAGAUUUCACAUUCUCCUUUCAAAAGGAAGCUGACAAACUUCGGAAGGAUUUAGAUCUAAUAUUGAAAAAUGGCCCGGAAGAGAACAAGAAGGGUGCUAUCAGGCUGAAGCAAAGUUUUAAGUAUGGGAGACUUCCAGUAGUCCCGAGAAGGGGUAAAACUCACACAACUACGGUGGGCACCUGCUUGCUGCUCACUUUAUGGUCUGCUUGUCCGUUGUGGUCUGCUGUAAGGCAGUAUGGGAGACUUCCAGUAGUCCCAAGAAGGGGUAAAACUCACACAACUACGAAUCAUCGCGAGAAUCAUGAUGUUAGAAUGUUUUGGAAUAAAAUUGAAAACGAAUUAGCAAUCAGAUCCAAAAGACAAGAAUUGCGUUUAACUGAGAUAGAUGCUGCCCGUUCCGUGAUGCAAAAUACUGCAACGGUCCUUGAAACUGCAAUUGGUAGAGUUGACACAACGCUGUCUGAUGCCACAUAUUAUACGCCGACACCAGUGCCUUGUAAUUUACUAUCGAGGUUAUCGGAAGAGAAAGGUCUACCAUCAUACUAUGAAAUUCCAGCACAUUGGCAACCUGAACCGAAUCCCUUCAUUUCCUAUUCCCAAGACAGGAAACAUGAUCGUGAGCCUGAAGAGGAAGACGAUACUGAAGAAGAAUACAACGCAGACCAAACUAUUAUUGGAGGGGGAAAUGUUUCUUGGAUUGUUAAUGGUCUUGAUAUUCGAAAAAAAUUAACAGAAUAUCAACUGGAAAGAAAUCUGCCGAAAUCAAAACCCGAGUAUUAUGACGUAAUUUUCUUCCAUGCUAAAGAUAAAAAUAGUUUUCUAGAGACACUAGAAAAAGAUACGGUUCAACAAAUGCUUAAAGAUAUAAGCGAGGAAGAAAAAGAAAUGCAAAAUGAACAGGAGAUCAAAUCGUUAUUAAGUAAAAUUAUUGUGCGUGAUAUGAAUAAGGUUAAAAAUACAGUUCAACAAUAUAAAAAUUGCAACAAUUCUUUUGAAAGAGGUUUUACACUGAAUUUCGUAGACCACAUGAUAAAGUUGAUUGAAGGGACAAAUCUGCUUCUAGAACCACUGUCUGAAGGAACCUACAUUGUUAGUGUUCUAGGUCCAAUUUUGGAUCAAAUUUUUAUAAAACAUAAAGAGGAUUGGCGUACAAAAUAUGGGGAGACUUGCCUUAAGGCAAACGCUAAAGAAUGUAAUGCUCAAAAGGAGGAUGAUAAUCGAAGAUCUCCCGGGAAAAAAAUAGACGUAAUCAUUACUCUGAAAGAGGAAGACGAAGAAUUUUCCGUCGUAUUUGUAUACAAUGGCGGAAGUAUUGAAAAUUCCCUUUCCGAAGUCAUGGAAAGAUAUGAAGGAUUCAUAUGA
Paraglomus occultum is the source of this 1449-nucleotide messenger RNA. Lineage: Eukaryota; Fungi; Glomeromycota; Glomeromycetes; Paraglomerales; Paraglomeraceae. The record is from the annotation of a GenBank genome assembly.